Molecule: messenger RNA, 1810 nt
Organism: Onychostoma macrolepis
Lineage: Eukaryota; Metazoa; Chordata; Actinopteri; Cypriniformes; Cyprinidae
Gene: ppih
Product: peptidylprolyl isomerase H (cyclophilin H)
Exons: 9
Coding region: 148-681 (177 amino acids)
Biological process (GO): protein peptidyl-prolyl isomerization; protein folding
Cellular component (GO): intracellular membrane-bounded organelle
Molecular function (GO): peptidyl-prolyl cis-trans isomerase activity
Source: RefSeq, a predicted model, not a curated record
GUCCCUCGAUCGCAUCCGUACAAAGCGGUAGUGACGUCACGCGUGCACAUUUUUGAAUCGUUCCUGUGAAACUCACGGUGUGAGAACUGAGAAACAUUAAUAGCGUAUAUUUCUGCUGUCUGGAGUGAUACAAGCCUGAAAACAACCAUGAACGUUCAGCCUUCAAACCCUAACAACCCGAUAGUGUUUUUCGACGUGACCAUUGGAGGACAAGAAGUGGGCAGAAUGAAGAUAGAGCUUUUUGCAGACAUUGUUCCAAAGACUGCGGAAAAUGUUCGGCAGUUCUGUACUGGUGAAUUCAAGAAGGACGGUGUUCCUGUAGGCUAUAAAGGCUGCACAUUUCAUCGGGUGAUAAAGGACUUCAUGAUUCAGGGUGGUGAUUUUGUCAAUGGGGAUGGCACUGGUAUCUGCAGUAUCUACAGGGGACCGUUUGCAGAUGAGAACUUCAGAAUGAAACACUCUGGCCCAGGACUCUUGUCAAUGGCAAACAGUGGACCGGGAACAAAUGGCUGUCAGUUUUUUAUCACCUGCACAAAGUGUGACUGGUUGGAUGGGAAGCAUGUGGUGUUUGGAAAAGUGGUGGAUGGUUUACUUGUUAUGAGAAAAAUUGAGAAUGUACCAACAGGACCCAACAACAAGCCCAAGCUGCCCAUUGUCAUUGCCCAGUGUGGAGAAAUGUGAAGUAUUACACAUCAGAAAAGACAUAUGACAUUUGCUUUCAAGAAAACAGACAAGCCAUUCUGGAUUUUGGACUAACUAAUCGUCAUCUCCAUUGCAAAACAUCAUUUUUUGUAUAGGUAAUCUUGUGGAAUUGCCUGAUUAUUUGUGAAAAACUCUUGGCUUAACAAGUUUGUAGUUUUAUAUUGUUCAAAGUAAGUUACACCAAAAUUGAAUGUUAUGUCAUGAUUGGCUUAUCUGACUCUUUUAUCAACAUUUGCAUAUAUGACCAAACUUGAAAUUCAAGACGGAUACAUGUAUUCUUUGUACAUUCUGAAGGACAAGGCUUUUAUUUUUGUCUUUAGGAAUGGCUGGUUGAGGGAUUUCUUAACCUUAAAUAAAUAUUGACCCAUGUUUUUUUUUUUUUUAAGUCACUGUGGGAUGUUCUUUAUUACACUUCAAAUUCAGAGAGAACCGAAAUCAAGAGCCGUUUCCUGAAUCGUCAAGGGCUUUGAGUUUAUGAUACUAAACCAACACCUAAAGGACACGCCACUUAAUGCAAAUUCCUUAUGAUUGUACUCCCUUUGUUGUCUUAUUGCUGCUUACCCUAACCCACAUCCUAACCCAGAAACCCCUUCCCCCAUUUGCUGGACCGUGUCCCACGCACACAAAAGGGCUCUUUCAGCUGAAGUGCAGGAAGAGUUUGGGCUCGGUGGGAGGCUUCUGGGGUCAAUGUUAAAGCCCGUCUUUGUGUGGGACAACAGGGCCAGACCAUUAACAAUAAAAUCACACUUCAACCAGGUCUCCUCGACAGUGCCAAAAACAUAUUUGCAUGACAAAAGGGAAGGGGGUAGUGUGGGUCUGUCUCACAACUAGCCAGGGUCUGUCUCAUGUAUGGUUGUUGAGUGCUUCGUUUAUAAUGCUGUGGGAGAAGUCAGUGAUGGGAUUUGUCCUUCAUGGAUUGAUUCAGGUUAUGAUUCCCUCACUGAUGAAUGAAGCUAUUCAUACCUGCUUCAUUUUUGUCCUUGUCGAUUUGGUGUCUAUUAAAUAUUUUUUUAUAAUGCUUUUAAUAAUUCAAUUUUAUAAAACAUAAUUGCUUACACAAAAUAUUGCCAAAGAAUUAUGACAAGAAAGAAACAAUGUAACAAAUAAC